AUGAAGUUCACCAACGCCAUUGCCAUCCUCUUCCUAACCGCGACUACUAUCAACGCCCUCCCCAGCGCUGAGCCUUGCACCCACGUCGGCCAGGGCUGCUGGAAAGACAAGAGAGAAGCCGUCGCCGAGCCGGAUCCAUGUACCCACGUCGGCCAAGGAUGCUGGAAGCACAAACUGAAGCGUCUGGCUGAAGCCGAGGCCGAGCCCUGCACUCACGUCGGCCAGGGCUGCUGGAAGGAGAAGCAGAAGCGUGUAGCUGAGGCCGAAGCCGAGGCUGAUGCCGCUGCUGAGGCAUGCACCCACGUCGGACAAGGCUGCUGGAAGAGAGAGGCUGACCCAUGUACCCAUGUUGGCCAAGGAUGCUGGAAGCACAAGAUGAAGCGUGUUGCUGAAGCAUAUGCUGAGCCCUGUACCCAUGUUGGACAAGGCUGCUGGAAGGAGAAGCAGAAGCGUGUUGCUGAGGCUGAGGCCGAGGCUGAUGCUGCUGCUGAGGCAUGCACCCACGUUGGACAAGGCUGCUGGAAGAGAGAAGCUGACCCAUGCACCCACGUCGGCCAAGGCUGCUGGAAGCAUAAGAUGAAGCGUGUUGCUGAGGCUUAUGCUGAACCAUGUACCCAUGUUGGCCAGGGCUGCUGGAAGGAGAAGAUGAAGCGUGUUGCAGAGGCUGAGGCCGAGGCCGAAGCUGCUGCUGAAGCUUGCACCCACGUCGGUCAGGGUUGCUGGAAGCAAUAG
Venustampulla echinocandica is the source of this 732-nucleotide messenger RNA. RefSeq lists its product as uncharacterized. The record is from RefSeq and is a predicted model, not a curated record. The transcript has a single exon. The coding region runs from base 1 to 732 and encodes 243 amino acids. NCBI's taxonomy places the organism in Eukaryota, Fungi, Ascomycota, Leotiomycetes, Helotiales, Pleuroascaceae.